Molecule: messenger RNA, 2189 nt
Organism: Filobasidium floriforme
Lineage: Eukaryota; Fungi; Basidiomycota; Tremellomycetes; Filobasidiales; Filobasidiaceae
Exons: 5
Coding region: 93-2009 (638 amino acids)
Biological process (GO): peroxisome organization
Cellular component (GO): peroxisomal membrane
Source: RefSeq, a predicted model, not a curated record
AUCUAAAAGACGCAACACGGAAGAUCAUAGCUACAAUUUGUGAAGAGUAGAGCGGACCAUCUGUCCUCGUUCGUCGGCGAUACCUGCGUGCCAUGUCACCGAUCGACCAUAACCACAUGCUCGCCUACACCCACAUCCCGACCUCUGCGUUCAGGAUCCCCGAGCCCGACCUAUCGAGCCCACCGCCCGAUCCUCAUGAUCCUCGUUAUACCUUCUCGGGGGACUCUUCUUCGACGACAAAAACGGCAGAGGGCGAACGUUUUCGGUCGAGGUUGGCUUCGUUCCCACCGAACAGCUCCGGGGUGCCACCAUCUGCACGGAAGGGGAACAACCUCGCCGCACCCGGGUCCAAGGGGGACGCCGGUGGAGGUGUCGGUGGGAUAGGCAGUGCUCUAUCAUCCGGAGUGACCGACAUGUUCAUCUCACACCUCUUGCCCUCGACAUUACCCUCCAAGGCGACGCAACAAGCUCCUCUCCCUGUCCCGGGCAAGGUCAGGUCGCUGUCGUCUCAACGGGAAUCCCUGAGCUUGCCCACGAUGACCAACAGUUUUAGGCGGUUCGUAGCCAGGUGUGGGACUAUAUUCUGGGUGCAGGAUAGGGUGGAAGAGGUGCUUUACUGGAGGAAACCGGUCUGGACUUGGUCAUGGAUGUUGUUGUGGGGGUUCAUCUGCUUUUAUCCGAGGAUAAUCCUCUUGAUCCCGUUCUGCACUAUCAUCCUCAUCCUCCUGCACCAACAUACCAAGACCCACCCGGUGAUUCCACCCACACCCGUGCAACCCGUUUCAUCGCCUACGGUUUCGGCACCGAAGACCUCCCUCCUCAACAACGCACUUACCAACAGCAUCGCAGCGACCUUGACCCAGAACAACGACCCGUCCAUCAACUCCAAGGCUAGAGCGGAUGCCGACCAUCAUCAACAUCAUCAUGGGAGUCAGGGAGGAAAGGGAGAGGAAAGAGGGUAUUCGGCCACGGCGACGGACGCGAAUGGGAGGGAGAUCCCUUCGGCAAGUGGGGCGCCGCCUGAGAGUGGGGUGGAUUAUUACAUGAACUUGCAAGGGAUUCAGAACUUUAUGGGACUAUUCUCGGACGUCCACGAUGCCGCUCUCCCCUUCAUCUCGCUCAUCGUACCCUCGAUGCCUAACCCUCAGCCUCUGCCUACGACAUUUCCUCUUUCACCGACACAUAUCAUGAUCUUCUGUUUACCGCCCACUAUCCUCCUCCCUCUCGUCCCCCUACGUAUCCUCUCCUUCCUCCUGUUGCCCAUCGGAAUCCUUCCUCCGAUCGUCUACCACCCGGCUUUCUUGCCCGCACUGGACAGGGCGAGACGGUGGGAAGGUCUGGACAAGAGGCGGAUCAGGUAUUGGAGAGGAGUUGCCGAGAGAUGGGUCUUGACGGACAGAUUGGACGAUUCGAUCGCUAGGAGCGAGAUUCGGGAGGUGAGGGUCUGGGAGAACCAGAGGUUGGAUCCGACUUGGAUCGGGGAGAACGAGGCGCGGUUGAAGGCCGGUGCAGACAAGGAUAAAGACAAACGGCCGAGGUCUGGGUCGGGGGGAAAGAUCUUGGAGGAAGAACAUCACGCUCGGGAACCGCCAGAUUCCGCUUGGAGUUCGGUUCAUCUGAAAAACUACGAGAGGUCUGGUUGGGUACGGGCGUUACCGACAUCCAAGUCCAAGUAUCAACCGGACGAGUCGUUGUGGCAGGAUGAGCCCGGAAGUGAUGCCCGCAGAGAAUCGGGGACGGGUCAGGCGAAUGCUGGAGGGAGGGUAGCGUUGAGUCUGAUCAAGGGGUGGAGCUUCGUACCUGGUGAGGAUUGGAGAGUCGAUUGGGUCGCCGAGUGGGAUAGGGUUGGAGGGGAUGAGGCGGGAUGGGUUUACACCGACGACGAGUGGAAGCAACCUUCUCCGGACUCGGUUGUCGACGUCGUCCUGCCCGAGAAGAAAGAAGUCGAGACGCGGUACAUGGUCACACGAAGACGACAAUGGUGGAGACGAGUGUAUAGUACCGAAUGAAUCAUCAUGUUUGCACUGUCUGACGUCUGUAUCCAUAGCUCAACAUCUCAUGGAAGAUGUCUUGUACCUGUUGGUGUUUCAUGUAUCAUCGUGCGGUUUACCCCGAGUCUCACCUCAACUUUGUCAACAAACCCCCUCUCCCUCCUCCCUUUGCUUGACAUUAACAACAUUCAGAAGAGC